GAAAGAUGGCAAGUGCUGGGAACAGUUGUUUAAGCUCAGUGUUCACAGCUCCUCUGGAAAAAGAUGUGUUCUUGAAUAAGAUGAAGAAAGCUUCAUGCAAUUUUUUAAUGGGUUCCUACAACAAACCCUUCGAAGUGAGCAGAGUCUAUUGUGGAUUGCCAGAGAGUGGAACUGAAAAGAAACCCACAAGCAGUUCAGCCUCAAAUUCAAACAAAGUGGUUGAGGAUUACAAUACAGCUAUGAAGAGGAUGAUGAGGAACCCAUAUGAAUAUCAUCAUGAUCUGGGCAUGAACUACACACUGAUAACUGAUAACUUGAUUGUGGGCUCCCAACCUCAGAAACCAGAAGAUAUUGAUCACCUGAGAGAAGAAGAGAAUGUGGCAUACAUUCUAAACUUGCAGCAGGACAAUGAUGUUGAAUAUUGGGUUGACUUGCAGUCGAUCAUAGAAAGAUGUAAAGAAGUCGGAAUCCGUCACAUGAGGUGACCUGCAAAGGAUUUUGAUCCACAUUCCUUGCGAAAUGGUCUACGGAAAGCAGUUUCAUCACUGGAAUGGGCCAUAUCUGAGGGAAAAGGAAAAGUGUACGUGCAUUGCACUGCCGGACUGGGAAGGGCCCCUGCUGUGGCUAUAGCUUACAUGUACUGGUUCCUUGGAAUGAAUCUCAAUGCAGCAUAUGAUGCAUUGACUCUCAAGAGACCAUGUGGACCCAAUAAGAGGGCGAUACAAGGAGCUACUUAUGAUCUGGCCAAAAAAGAUCCGUGGAAGGAGCCAUUUGAGAAUCUUCCUGAAUAUGCAUUUCAGGAUAUGGCAGAUUGGGAAAGGAAGUUGAUUCAAGACCGUGUCAUUUCUCUCCGUGGAUCAUGAACACUUCGGUAUUCAACUUUCUCCCAUCAAACU
This is a messenger RNA of Argentina anserina (silverweed cinquefoil), 896 nucleotides long. Its product is annotated as phosphoglucan phosphatase LSF2, chloroplastic. Gene Ontology annotation, cellular component: chloroplast. The record is from RefSeq and is a predicted model, not a curated record. Lineage: Eukaryota; Viridiplantae; Streptophyta; Magnoliopsida; Rosales; Rosaceae. Gene Ontology annotation, biological process: protein dephosphorylation; starch catabolic process. Gene Ontology annotation, molecular function: protein tyrosine/serine/threonine phosphatase activity; carbohydrate phosphatase activity; starch binding.